This is a messenger RNA of Rhipicephalus sanguineus (brown dog tick), 2328 nucleotides long. RefSeq names its product solute carrier family 22 member 3. Gene Ontology annotation, biological process: transmembrane transport. The transcript has 11 exons. Gene Ontology annotation, cellular component: membrane. Bases 311 to 1999 code for a protein of 562 amino acids. The record is from RefSeq and is a predicted model, not a curated record. NCBI's taxonomy places the organism in Eukaryota, Metazoa, Arthropoda, Arachnida, Ixodida, Ixodidae. Gene Ontology annotation, molecular function: transmembrane transporter activity.
AAACAAGAAACUACGUACGGAUGAAGAAAUGCCUUGGCCAUCGACAGUGCAAGCAUUACGGCGAGCGACGUUUACAGCGAGGUCUAAGGUAUACACUUGUUGUAGCUUGUAAGUGCGACAAAAGAAGACUUGCGCCUACGCCAAGAGUGUGGUCCCCUGUUCCGCCGCCAUCUUCUGUCCUUUUAGAAAGAGACGCUGAACACGCUUGGGAAGAGUUCUCACGCCAUUAACGACACGAAGCCUUCCGUGACUUCGAGUUUAAGACGGCCUUACGAGACCAGACGGAAAUACUGCACAAUUCCUGAACAACAUGGACGUCUGCGGCAUCAUCGGAGACUACGGCAAGUUCCAGAAGAACAUCUUCUGGUUCGGCCUGGUCCGAGGCACGUUCAUGGGUCUGCAUCUCGUCGUGUCCAGCUUCUUCGCGCCCGAGGUAGACCACUGGUGCGCUGCUGAUCCCGCCUCCCACGUGACCGGAAAUGCGACGACUUUGGAUUCAGGCAGGUUAGGGAACCUGUCUCGUGAGUCCAGGUAUCUCGCCGAGGAAAGUGACUUAGGACUCGGCGCUUGUUCGAGGCGCCUGACGACGACGGUCGCUGUCGGCGACAACCGGUCGCUUGUCCCCGAAGUCCUCACGACCUCCUCCUCGUGCGAAACGUGGAACUACGGGAACAGCUUCUCGGGCCACACCUUGGUUCAAGAGUGGGACCUGGUGUGCGAGCAUGCAUGGUUGCGCCCCCUGGUGCAGAGCAGUGUCAUGACAGGCAUGCUGCUCGGAUGUCUUCUCUGCUCGGCCCUCGGAGACAGGCUGGGUCGUCGUCCCGUGCUGGUGAGCUCCUGCGCGCUGACCAACAUGGCGGGCCUCGCGACCGCAGCGGCGCCCUCCUUCGGCGUUUUCCUGGCAGCCCGCGUGGUGCUGGGAAUUUCGUUGGCCGUCAUGCAGACCGCCUCGUUCUGCCUCCUGGUGGAGGUCACUGGUCCCAAGCAGCGGACACGGGCCGCAGUCGCCUUCAGCCUGGGCUUCGCCCUCAGCCUCUUCGUGCUGCCGGCCACCGUGUGGUUAAUCCAGCACUGGCGUCACGUUCAAGUGGCCAUUACGGUGCCGUUUAUCGCCAUGCUGGUCUGGUCAUGGUACCUGCCCGAGUCACCUCGGUGGCUGGUUGCCAUCGGGAGGACGAAAGAGGCCGCCAGCGUCGUCCUCCGGGCGGCUUCGUCGAAUGGCAUCGAGAUCCAGGACAUGGACUGGGUGCUUCGGCAGCUGCGAAAGAAGAUACUACAGGAAAACGAAGAGGCCGAGAAGGUACGCUACCUGGAUCUCGUGAGGCAGCCCAGGAUCCGACGUUACAGCGUCAUCCUUGUCUACAGCUGCGUGUCGUGCGGCGCCGUGUACUACGGCAUCCAGCUGUCCAUGACCAGCCUGGGCGGAGACCCCUACGUAGGCUUUCUGCUGUCGGGCCUGGGAGAGUUGGCGGCCGUGGUGCUCUGCUACGGCACCGUUCGCUGGUUCCGCAGGCGCACGGCCGUGCCCGCUAUGUACGCCGGCGUAGUCCUCUGCUCGCUCGGUUUGGGCCUCAUACCGCAGUCGCUGACGUGGCUCCGUCAGGUGGACGGCCUGGUGGGGAAGAUCCUGUCCGGCUCGGCGUUCACGGUCACGUGGUUGUACGCGGCCGAAGUGUUCCCCACCGUGCUGCGCACCGUGGGCGUCGGCGCCUGCCUCAUGGGCAUUCGGGUCGGCUCGGCGUUCGUGCCACUUCUACUGGAAACGAGGCGCUACACGCACGAGUCGGUCCCCAUGGCUGUCCUGGCGGCCAUGUACGCCUUGGCUGCUGUGCUAGUCCUCCUGCUGCCCGAGACGUUCCAGGUGGCGCUACCGGACACCGUGCGAGAGACCCUGGAUCUCAAGAAGGCCAAGAAAGCCAAGACACAUCUAUCUUCAGCGGAGCUGAUAAAUUACCGAAGAGUUUCCACUGCACAAGAAGAGAACCAGGAUGAACCCUGACCUGAUCGGUGCCUCCAAGGUUCAAGACUUCAGUUCAAACACCUGGCUCCCUCACAGACUGAAGCUCAUGCGAUCGAGCGAAAACUCCGACCUCUUGCAUCACGCGAGCUUCGAAACUGCUGGUGCUUUGCAGGCAGCACAAGUUCUCGUGGGCGUGGUCUCCGAGAUCGGGUCUCCGAUCGUGGUCUCAGAUCUUGGAGACCAUGACAUCUCUGCGGUCACGCAGUCUCAGAGGAUCCCAUGCCGCCGCCGAGGAUCUCAUGCCGCCUCCAAGGAUCUCAUGCCCAAUGUUGCCCAAGAAAAACAAACCACACCACAAUGUCCAAUAC